CUUCUGGUUUUGUCCUGUCAUCUGCCUCCACGGUAACGACCCUUUUUCUGGUUUUUUGGCUCACGUCUCUGGUCUCUCCCCUGAACGGCACUUUCCUCCAUCGGACUUCCUGGAACACGAUCCACGCCUGUCUCACGGUAAAUGGAACCUUGCCUCCUCCUCUCAACUCGGAUUUAAUCUGUGGACUCCUGUGUAUGAUCCCUGCCUGCCCAGCGACUCUGUCUUUGCAUCACGGAACCCAAUUCAAAACACAAACAAACGGUGACGUCAUCGCCCCGCUCCAGAACCAAAGCGCCUUCGUCUCAGUUGCUUCACGGACUCAUUCAGCGGAGAACAGGUUAGUGGCUUCGGUUAAUUUCAAUAAUUAUUACCAGCUCUGUCCAGCCACUAAUCCUGUUUCUCUGUGUCUAGAACUGACUGACCCGGAUCUACCUACUAACCAAAGAAAUAUCCAGUUUGUGUUUAAUAAAUGGUUAAAUCUUUCUCUGUGGUCCGGCAAUUUAUCAGAGCUCAACCUUAACAGCGUAACA
Molecule: messenger RNA, 530 nt
Organism: Austrofundulus limnaeus
Lineage: Eukaryota; Metazoa; Chordata; Actinopteri; Cyprinodontiformes; Rivulidae
Source: RefSeq, a predicted model, not a curated record